Messenger RNA from Fusarium subglutinans, 1440 nucleotides. RefSeq lists its product as uncharacterized. Gene Ontology annotation, molecular function: metal ion binding. Lineage: Eukaryota; Fungi; Ascomycota; Sordariomycetes; Hypocreales; Nectriaceae. The record is from RefSeq and is a predicted model, not a curated record. Bases 1 to 1440 code for a protein of 479 amino acids. The transcript has 7 exons.
AUGGCAUCUAAUACUCAAAUGAAUGACUUGGUCAGUCGGUUUAAUGCUCUCCAGGCUCGAGAAAUGCCCGAGCAGAGAUAUUACAAGGACCUUGUAGAAAGAUUGCAUGCGCUGCAAGAAACAAACCAUGUCCUCCAGGAAAAGCUUGCCGACGCUAACUUGGGUUUGAAUCAUAUGAGCCAGCUCCGCAAACUCUAUGAAGGCACUCGAUUGCAAUGCGAAACGCUCACUGCGGAUCUCAGAAACAUUAGGAGUGCUAAUAACUAUGUCUUUAUAAUCAUGGACGGCAAUGGUCUUAUUUUCGACAAUCGCUUUAUCAAGCAGGGCCGCGAAGGUGGUAAGCAGGCGGCGCAAGCUCUGCUUCUUGCGGUAGCGAAGCUUUGUCCUAGCCUGCCAUCUUCGUUCGAAAUUUUCUGCGACGUUCUGGUCAACAUUGCUGAGAUGGGCCGGGCCCUGGUGAAUGAUGGCAGCAUUGAUGACCCAAGUCUUUUUCAUGAAUUUGCCAUCGGGUUUACAGAGGUCAAGUCUUCUUUCAACUUUAUUGAUAUUGGCUUGAGUAAAGGAACCCUGGUUCGCAAGAUUCAAGAAACGGCAAUGUGGCAUUUGGGAUGCUAUAACUGUAGACACGUCAUGCUAGGCAUCGGCCAUGGUGCCCAAUAUGCUCCUUUUCUGCGCAGACUCAACGAGGCUGGUGAUGCCAGAAUGUGCGUCUCCGUGAUUCUAGGAGAACCGAUAGUGCGCGAAAUCGAGGCCUGCGGCAACACUGUUUACGCGCUUGACGGCGAUGUCUUUCGCACGACCAAACUUGUGGAUAAGACUUUGAUAGAGAAACCGAGUGUCCAGCGUACCGAGGCGACUAAACCCCAGGGUUCACCAGUACCUCGCGCUGCAACAACACAAGCAGUAUUGACGCCUGCCACGAGCACUUCAUCCAUGUCGCCUCCCCAAACUUCCUGGGCCAAGAUCACGAAAAACGCCACUCCUCCCCCCAAACUGACGAUGCCCCUACCUCCCAAACAGGACAAGACCAAGCUCGCGACUAAGGCACCUCCUCAGCCAGCUUGGAGCCCUGGACCUCGGGGCCGCGAUCCUCCCAUCACAGUUGGUCUUCCAGCCAUGGAAGAUAUCAAGCGGCGUGAGGACUCCGACAAACUUUGCAACAAUCACUUUCUCCGUGGGCCCUGUACCAGAAUAGGUGCUUGUACUUUCAACCACACGUUCAAGCCGUCAAAAGAGCAGUUAAAGGCACUCGCAAUGCUUGCUAGACAGAACCCCUGUAUUAACGGGCAAGAUUGCGAUGUCGACGACUGCAUAUAUGGACACAACUGCCCUAAUGUGACUAAUGGUGUAUGCACUCGGUCGCAUUGCAGAUUUAAGGUCGACGGUCAUCCCCCAAAUACCAAGUUUACCAACAGCUUUGCUACGCAAUGGGAUAACUGA